AGCACGCCUUCCAAAGUAGGCACAAGCAUCAAAACUUAUAUCCCAUAUCCUUGAAUUUAUCAAGAACACUGCCUGCUGAAUCAUCCUUUAUGGCUUUAUCAUCAGCUGACGCGCACAAUUCCAUGAAUUCUCCUGUAUUUGGCCAUAAAGAUGACACCCCUUGUAGCUAUCCUUUGCUUCCCCGAAACCCAAUUCGUCAACCACCAUUAUUUAAAGGUGACGUGCCGUUUCUUGAAUUCUGCUACAGUUGUUCACUCUUUAAAACUAAUUGUACUCGAGGGGUUUGAGGAAAGGUCUGUGAGAGAAAAAUGCUGGGAUUUGGGACUUUCAGCCACUCUAUUUCCGCCGGAAGAAAGACUGAAAUGGGCUAUGAUGUACCAGAGGGUGUGGAUAUUCGGGGUAGAUAUGAUCCUGAGUUUGCCAGAAUUCUUACCAGGGAUGCUUUGCAAUUUGUUGCUGAUUUGCAAAGGGAGUUUAGGAACCAUAUUAAGUAUGCCAUGGAGUGCAGGAAAGAGGCAAAGAUGAGGUAUAACAACGGGGCAAUGCCAGGAUUUGAUCCAGCUACCAAGUCUGUGAGGGAUGCUGAGUGGGUUUGUGCACCAGUGCCCCCAGCUGUUGCUGAUAGGAGGGUUGAGAUAACAGGGCCAGUUGAGAGGAAAAUGAUCAUCAAUGCACUCAACUCUGGGGCCAAGGUUUUCAUGGCUGAUUUUGAGGAUGCAUUGUCACCAAGUUGGGAGAAUCUUAUGAGGGGACAAGUGAACUUGAAAGAUGCUGUUAAUGGAACUAUAAGCUUUCAUGACCAAGCUAGAAAUAGAGUUUACAAGCUCAAUGAGCAUACUGCUAAGCUUUUUGUCCGCCCAAGAGGUUGGCAUUUACCCGAGGAUCAUAUAUUAAUUGAUGGUGAACCUGCCACUGGUUGCCUAGUUGACUUCGGCCUCUAUUUUUUCCACAAUUAUGCUGCAUUUAGGCAGAACCAAGGUGAAGGAUGUGGUCCUUUCCUUUAUCUCCCAAAGAUGGAGCAUUCAAGAGAAGCUAGGAUAUGGAACAAUGUAUUUGAGAAGGCAGAGAAAAUGGCUGGUAUUCAAAGAGGAAGCAUUAGAGCUACUGUUCUAAUUGAGACACUUCCUGCUGUCUUUCAAAUGGAUGAAAUCCUGUAUGAACUGAGAGAUCACUCUGUUGGCUUGAACUGUGGAAGAUGGGAUUAUAUAUUCAGCUAUGUCAAGACCUUCCAGGCUCAUCCCGAUAGACUGCUGCCAGAUAGGGUCCUAGUAGGAAUGGCUCAGCACUUCAUGGAAAGUUACUGUGAUCUACUGAUCAGGACCUGUCACAGGCGCAGUGUGCAUGCCAUGGGAGGAAUGGCAGCUCAAAUUCCAAUUAGAGAUGACCCAGCGGCAAAUGAAGCAGCAUUGGAGCUAGUAAGGAAGGACAAACUGAGAGAGGUGAAGGCAGGGCAUGAUGGUACUUGGGCCGCACACCCAGGGCUGAUCCCCACAUGUAUGGAAGUUUUUACCAACUACAUGGGCAAUGCUCCAAACCAAAUUGAAACUAUGAAGCGAGGAGAUGCUGCUGUCAUAACUGAGGAAGACCUCUUACAGAUACCAAGAGGAGUUCGAACCAUGGAAGGCCUUCGUCUCAAUACCCGAGUUGGCAUCCAGUAUUUGGCUGCAUGGCUAACUGGAACUGGCUCAGUCCCUCUUUACAAUCUUAUGGAGGAUGCUGCAACCGCUGAGAUAAGCAGAGUCCAGAACUGGCAAUGGUUGAAGUAUGGAGUUGAAUUGGAUGGUGACGGCAUAGGUGUGAAGGUGACCGUGGACCUCUUUGGGAGGGUUGUCGAGGAAGAAAUGGCUAGGAUCGAGAGAGAAGUUGGAAAAGAUAAAUUCAAGACAGGCAAGUACAAAGAGGCUUGCAGGAUAUUCACACAGCAAUGCACAGCUCCAGCAUUGGAUGACUUUCUGACUCUAAAUGCCUACAGCCACAUUGUCAUGCAUCAUCCUGAUGGAUCUUCCAGGCUCUAAAUGGUUCCUUCCUUCGUUCCCCUAAUACCUGGAAUAUCAUGUAUUGUCUAAAAAUUUCCUUGUUUCUUAUGUUUCGAUUGGAAAGUGUUCUGCUGCUACUUUUGAGUUCAUAUUAUCUGGAAUAUAAUAAAUUUGAGUCUGUUUGGGUGUGGAUUUAAUCUCCAAACACUA
Molecule: messenger RNA, 2186 nt
Organism: Coffea eugenioides
Lineage: Eukaryota; Viridiplantae; Streptophyta; Magnoliopsida; Gentianales; Rubiaceae
Product: malate synthase, glyoxysomal
Exons: 4
Coding region: 309-2015 (568 amino acids)
Biological process (GO): glyoxylate cycle
Cellular component (GO): cytoplasm
Molecular function (GO): malate synthase activity
Source: RefSeq, a predicted model, not a curated record